Molecule: messenger RNA, 1541 nt
Organism: Haplochromis burtoni (Burton's mouthbrooder)
Lineage: Eukaryota; Metazoa; Chordata; Actinopteri; Cichliformes; Cichlidae
Exons: 2
Coding region: 44-1060 (338 amino acids)
Source: RefSeq, a predicted model, not a curated record
CUGCACCAGGAAUGAAGUGACUGGUUUCACCCCGUACGAACUGAUGUUCGGACGCCAACCUCGGUUGCCAGUUGACCUUGCAUUCAACCUGCCAGUGCAAGAGGAACAACACUCAUCUCACUCUGAAUAUGUGCAAAAACUCAAGUCACGUCUCAAAGAAAGCUACAAGUUAGCUAUGGACAAGGCUGCAAAGAUAGCUCACAAGAACAAAAUGAGGUUUGACAGACAUGUAACUGCCUCAGACUUGGAAGCUGGAGAUCGGGUAUUGGUCAGGAAUGUCCGUAUCCGGGGCAAACAUAAGAUUUCAGACAAGUGGGAACACACCGUGCAUGUAGUGGUGAGAAGGGCAGGCAACCUCCCAGUAUAUACAGUUAAGCCUGAAAACAAAGAUGGUCCCCUAAGAACACUACACCGGGAUCUGUUGCUACCAUGUGGCUACCUACCUGUGGAGGAAAGCAGUGAGCAUGUCCAGAAGCCAGUGUCACACAGGCCAAGAACCCGUGCAAAUCCAGCGCUAGAGGAAGAGAACUCCUCAGACGAAGAAGAUGAUUUGCUCAUUCCUGUUUGGUUGAGUUCCCCUGUCCACACAGUGAGUGAGAGUCCUGUAAAUGUUCCUGAUAUUGACAACCCACCUGUUUUUGACAGCCAAUCUGGUUUUGGCAACAUACCUGAUAUGCCUAACAGUACUACAGAUGAUACUGAGUACUUAUCUACCAAUGGAGUCACACCGACCGAACAAGUGGAUGAAAUAACCUUAACUGAAAAUGACUCACCUGUUGAUGACCCAGACGUCCAAGAAAGGCAACUUCCAUUUCAGGAGGCUGGCACCAGAGGUGCGAAUCCUGAGGAGAGAUUGGAGGAGAUAGUCCCAGUGGAUACAAGGGAAAACAUGGAUACAAAUGAUUCUGUAAGGAGAUCUGAGAGAAACCGUCGUCCGCCACGACGGCUUGACUAUACGGAGCUAGGCAAUCCACUGAUCACUGCAGCAAAAUCAAAAAAAAUCAUAUUUAUUCUCUUUAUAUUAACUGUCCACAUCAACAAAACGUCAUAUUUCCUAUGACCAUUGAAUGCACCUAGCUCAGCGACCAAUCAGAGCCUACCCAGGCCGCAUUGACCCUGUCAGCCAGGAAGUGAGGUGAAGGUGAAGGUGCAUGGUGCUCCCGGGUUUUCUCAUCUCAGCAAGAGGAGUGGAGGCAUCUGCUACUCAAACCGAGAAAUCCACGGACAAAAGAGAGGAAAAACUCAGGAUUGAGAGGAAGGAAAGCCAGCCUACUUACCUGCUGGAAGUCCGGAGUCGAGUGGCUGGAUGAAGGAGAGAGGCAACGUCGGCUAACCACUCACCUUUCAUCCGGAGAGCUGCUGCAAUUCCAACGCCAGUGUGUGUUGGGCUUUUGUAAAACAGAGCAAUGGUGAGCAACAUGUUCCUAGCUGCUCUAAAGCUAAUUUUUGUCAGUUCACUGUGAGUUUAAAGUAAUCUAGAGGGUAAUUUUUAGUGCAUUUCUCUCUCACGAAUAGGCCUAUAGUGUGGAGAAAUUAAGCAC